Messenger RNA from Oreochromis aureus, 1274 nucleotides. RefSeq names its product adaptor related protein complex 1 subunit sigma 3a (gene ap1s3a). Gene Ontology annotation, cellular component: intracellular membrane-bounded organelle; AP-1 adaptor complex; membrane coat. The transcript is spliced from 5 exons. Gene Ontology annotation, biological process: intracellular protein transport; vesicle-mediated transport. The record is from RefSeq and is a predicted model, not a curated record. Lineage: Eukaryota; Metazoa; Chordata; Actinopteri; Cichliformes; Cichlidae. Bases 79 to 663 code for a protein of 194 amino acids. Gene Ontology annotation, molecular function: clathrin-cargo adaptor activity.
CUCCUCUGCAGCCAAUCAGCAGCUGCAGAGUAGCAGGGCGCGGCUCUCGGCUGGAAGAAGGUGGGAGCGGCAGGGUAGAUGAACAAUGUCGCUGCACUUGAGAGCGCACACGAUCCUACAGUAAGGCAAGGUACUGGGAUUCUGCGAUUACAGGGCUUUAUUACAGGGCUACAGGGUUUCAUUUGGGCGGCUUACAAAAUGAUGCGCUUUCUGUUGCUGUUCAGUCGACAGGGGAAGCUGCGACUGCAGAAAUGGUUCACGCCAUUAACAGACCGGGAGAAAAAGAAGGUGAUCCGGGACAUGAUGAUGCUAGUGUUGGCUCGUCCGCCACGUUCCUGCAACUUUCUCCAAUGGAGGGACCUCAAGAUAGUUUACAAGAGGUAUGCCAGCCUGUACUUCUGUGCUGGUCUGGAGGACAAGGAUAAUGAGCUGCUUGCCCUUGAGGUGCUGCACAGAUAUGUUGAGUUGCUGGAUAAAUACUUUGGAAACGUGUGUGAGCUGGACAUCAUUUUCAACUUUGAGAAGGCUUACUUCAUCCUGGACGAGUUCCUCAUGGGAGGAGAGAUCUUAGAAACCUCCAAACUGGCCGUGGGUGUGUCUUUGGAGGAGGCCGACACACUCCAAGAGACGCUGGAAGAAUACAUGAGCAAACCUGCCUACUGAGCCAAGAGAGGACGGUGGAUGGUUCACAUUUGAAAGCAUGAAGCGAGAUGUUUAUCGCUUGGCAAUAAUGACUCUUUCAGCGUAGUGCUGUGGCCAUACAGAAACCACAAACCUGGUGAUAUUUCGACUCAGGUGUGAAGAAUAGUAAUUAUGUUUGCAUCUUUAAGUGCCUUUGAAGCCUCAUAUUUAUUCAUCUCAGGGUUUCGUGACAGGAGAAGUGACUGAAAUGAGCCAAUAUCACCUUUUUCACUUAGUAUUAGUUGUUUUGUGACUUUGUUAUAUGUUAAGACCGAUGCUUUGUGUGGUGGUGAGCAAAUGAAGAAACACUAGACAGUAAGGAAAAAAAUAAAGUCAAUGCUUUAUUUACCUCAGUUAUGUCACAUAUGACCACAUUUAAGAAAGAAUUACCAAAAAAACACAAGUGAAUCUAAAGGAUCCAACACUGGUUUUGAUUGUGUGUGCGUUGAAAUGUAAGGCUGGUGAGACACGUGUACUCAUUAAGUGUUGUUUGAGCAACCAAGUCAUCUGGAAAAAAACAAAAAGAAAAACAUCAAGAGAAUGACUGAACACUUAUAUUUCUGCUAAUAAACAGGAAAGUUUGUAAACCUACA